CACUGCCCUCCCCAUCCAAAUUUUCCAGCCAGCAGCCAGAGCUGACUUCCGCAAUCCUGGUGGAAUAAAUCCAGCCCCCCCCAGUCAUCCGGCCACAUUAUCCACUCUUCUCUGCUGAGACGAGCCGAGAGAACAGAUCCCCAUCAACAGGAUGUGGGGGCUCACGGUUCUACUACUGCUGCCUGUAUUGAGCUUUGCUCUAUACCCCGAGGAGAUACUGGACACCCAGUGGGAGCUAUGGAAGAAGACCUACAGAAAGCAGUAUAACAGCAAGGUGGAUGAAAUCUCUCGGCGUUUAAUUUGGGAAAAAAACCUGAAGCAUAUUUCCAUCCAUAAUCUUGAGGCCUCGCUUGGUGUCCAUACAUAUGAACUGGCCAUGAAUCACUUGGGGGACAUGACCAGUGAAGAAGUGGUUCAGAAGAUGACUGGACUCAAAGUACCCGCUUCUCGUUCCCGCAGUAAUGACACCCUCUAUAUCCCAGACUGGGAAGGCAGAACCCCAGACUCUGUUGAUUAUCGGAAGAAGGGAUACGUUACUCCUGUCAAAAACCAGGGUCAAUGUGGUUCCUGUUGGGCUUUUAGCUCUGUAGGUGCCCUGGAGGGCCAACUCAAGAAGAAAACCGGCAAACUCUUAAAUCUGAGUCCACAGAACCUGGUGGAUUGUGUGUCUGAGAAUGAUGGCUGCGGAGGGGGCUAUAUGACCAAUGCCUUCCAGUAUGUGCAGAAGAACCGGGGCAUUGACUCUGAAGAUGCCUACCCGUAUGUUGGACAGGAUGAAAAUUGUAUGUACAAUCCAACAGGCAAGGCAGCUAAGUGCAGAGGGUACAGAGAGAUCCCCGAAGGAAAUGAAAAAGCCCUGAAGAGGGCAGUAGCCCGAGUAGGACCCAUCUCUGUGGCCAUUGAUGCAAGCCUGACCUCCUUCCAGUUUUACAGAAAAGGUGUGUAUUACGAUGAAAACUGCAAUAGCGAUAAUCUGAACCAUGCGGUUUUGGCAGUGGGAUAUGGGAUCCAGAAAGGGAACAAGCACUGGAUAAUUAAAAACAGCUGGGGAGAAAACUGGGGAAACAAAGGCUAUAUCCUCAUGGCCCGGAAUAAGAACAACGCUUGUGGCAUUGCAAAUCUGGCCAGCUUCCCCAAGAUGUGACUUCCACCAGCCAACCCCAUCCUGCUCUUCCAUUCCCUCCACAAUGGUGCAACAUGCUUAUGUACCUUGAAGGAAACUGGCGUGCCUUUCUUGACACAGAUGUGGUGACACAGAGAUUGUCCGUUCAGUCUCCCUGUUUGUGCUUCAAGUGACACUCCUACUCCUUUCUUCUCUUCACCCAAGGUCUUUAUGUUUUCAUUGUUACCACAGUAGAAUUUCCCUAAUAGAUAUGCACUCUUAGGCUAAGAGAUGUGACCAGCACCUGCCCUGACUGUGUUGUUCUGAGACCAAUGCUGUAUAGAGGCUAGGGACCCUCAGAGAGGCUAAAUUCUCAUUCACAGGGACGAGUUAGCUUUAACCACUUGAGAGGACUAAGGUGACCUGACUUCUCAGUCUCCAUGUUUACCUCUCUAUCUUCCAGGUAGAAAUUCUACCCCAUUAAUAAAUCUAUUCACAAAUCUUUGGUGCAAGUUUACAUGAUACAACAAAUGUGUUUUCUUUUUCCUUCUUUGCAUUUUUAAAGAAAACUGUGUUUAUCGCUUGUCUAUAAUUUAAUAAAUAGCUGUUUAGUAAACAUUCAUUUUGUGUCAGAUACUGGGCGAGGUGGCUGGAGACAAAAAAAUGAAUGAAACAUAUUCCUUAUAUAUGAUGUGUUCACAGUUGGGAGAUUCUGUUGCAUAAACAAUUCAUCCUAAUUCAUUUAUUUGUUUAUUCCUUCCACUAACAUUUUUUAGUGCUUACUUGGUAUUAAGAGUUGUACUAAGUAUCAGGGAUUAAAUGGAUAUAAAAAGAUUUCAAUAUUUAAUUCUAUCUGUAUGGAGACCAGAUUAAGUGAUACAUGAACCUAGGUCUUGAAAAAUAUCUUUCUGUGGUUCGAGAACCUAAACUUUUGCUUUUACCAAAAGAGGAAAUUGAAACUCUUUAUAAUAAUUCCUAAACAGUAUCAGUUUUAAAAGAGCUUAGCUGGCUAAUAGUAAAUCAGCACAAUGAGCUUUUGGCAUUUUUCACAAAAUGUUUUUUGAGCAUCUGUUAUUACUACUAGAAAGAGUUCACAUUUAUUGAACACUGACCAUGUGUCAGGCACUACUUUAUUUCAUGCUGUGCAAAAACCAUUUAUUUUUGUGUGUCAGUAUUUAUUACCAUGUCAUUUGCAAUGUAUUCAAAGCUACCAGGCUGAAAUAAAUUAGUAAGAUGCGGCCCUGACUUCUAUGAAAGUUAUAGACUAGUGACAGACAUAAAAACAACUAAUAAU
Molecule: messenger RNA, 2396 nt
Organism: Budorcas taxicolor (takin)
Lineage: Eukaryota; Metazoa; Chordata; Mammalia; Artiodactyla; Bovidae
Gene: CTSK
Product: cathepsin K
Exons: 8
Coding region: 152-1144 (330 amino acids)
Biological process (GO): immune response
Cellular component (GO): lysosome
Molecular function (GO): cysteine-type endopeptidase activity
Source: RefSeq, a predicted model, not a curated record